Molecule: messenger RNA, 1767 nt
Organism: Prunus avium (sweet cherry)
Lineage: Eukaryota; Viridiplantae; Streptophyta; Magnoliopsida; Rosales; Rosaceae
Product: protein CYTOSOLIC ABA RECEPTOR KINASE 5
Biological process (GO): protein phosphorylation
Molecular function (GO): protein tyrosine kinase activity; ATP binding
Source: RefSeq, a predicted model, not a curated record
GGGGUAUAUCUAUCUGUCCAUCUGGGCAUUUGUUGAUUUGCCUUCACCAGUCGGCCACUCCGCGUUGCCUCUCUGUCUUUCUUUCUUUCUUUCUCUGCUUUUUUUUUUAUCUCUCCCAAACAACAAACAAACCCAACCUCUCAGCUUUCUCUCACCUCCCAAAAAGCAACAGCCUAAGCCCUUUCAAAUCCUACCUGUCCCUUCACCUCACAAACCCUAAAAGAGAGAGAGAGAGAAGCGAAGAAGAAGAGAGAGAAACAGAGACAGAAAGAGAAACAGAGGCACAUGCCCCUCCCCCUGGUUACUUUGUACGGUUGGAGAAUACAAAUACCGAAGACGAUUUAUAUUUGAGGAAGAAAGUCAGGAUGCGCAAGUGGCUCUGUUGUACUUGUCACGUCGAAGAGUCUUAUCCAUCAAACGAAAAUGAACGCCUGAAGAGCCCAAAGCAUUAUGCAGAUGGGAACCAAAAGGGCAAUAAGGUGUCAGCUCCUGUAAAAUCUGAUGUACAGAAGGCCCCACCACCUAUUGAAGUGCCUCCAUUGUCUUUGGAGGAGCUGAAAGAGAAGACUGACAAUUUCGGAUCUAAGUCAUUGAUUGGUGAAGGAUCAUACGGAAGAGUAUAUUAUGCAAGCUUGAAUGAUGGUAAAGCUGUGGCCGUGAAGAAGCUUGACGUUGCAUCCGAGCCCGAGUCAAAUGGCGAGUUUUUGACCCAGGUUUCCAUGGUUUCGAGAUUGAAGCACGAAAAUCUUGUUGAGUUGCUUGGUUACUGUGUGGACGGAAGUUUGCGCGUGCUUGCUUAUGAGUUUGCGACCAUGGGAUCUCUACACGACAUAUUACAUGGUAGAAAGGGAGUUCAAGGGGCUCAACCAGGUCCCACACUAGACUGGUUGCAGCGGGUGAGAAUUGCAGUUGAUGCGGCUAGGGGAUUGGAAUACUUGCAUGAGAAGGUUCAACCUGCUAUUAUACACAGAGAUAUAAGAUCUAGUAAUGUGCUUCUCUUUGAAGAUUUUAAAGCCAAGAUUGCAGAUUUUAAUCUCUCAAAUCAGGCUCCUGAUAUGGCUGCUCGUCUUCAUUCCACUCGAGUUUUGGGAACGUUUGGCUAUCAUGCCCCAGAGUAUGCAAUGACUGGUCAAUUGACACAGAAGAGUGAUGUGUACAGCUUUGGUGUGGUUCUUCUAGAACUUCUGACUGGGAGGAAACCUGUCGAUCAUACAAUGCCACGUGGACAGCAGAGUCUUGUUACUUGGGCUACUCCAAGAUUGAGUGAAGACAAAGUUAAGCAAUGUGUAGAUCCAAAGCUAAAGGGAGAUUAUCCUGCUAAAGGAGUCGCAAAGCUGGCAGCUGUGGCAGCAUUGUGUGUGCAAUAUGAAGCUGAAUUCCGGCCAAACAUGAGCAUUGUUGUCAAGGCUCUUCAACCACUUCUGAAGCUGCCACCACCACAAGCUCCGGAGCCUUGAAGUUUCCUUCUGUUGGAAUUUCUGCGUCCCUGAAACAUUCUGCUUCAAAUUUCCUGCUGAUUUCAUCUUUCUAUAUAUAUAUUUUUUUCUUUUGUUUUUCAUAUAUGAGAUUGGAUGUGUAGGAUUGGUUUGGCCAGUUUCAUGUCAUUGCUGAGUUCUGUAUGUUGCUGGAACUAUCCCGGUGUCUAAUUUUUUAGUUAUGAAUUGACUUGGGGAUUGGGUUGUGAGGUGGAUAUAUUUUUCUCUGAAUACUGUUUGCUUUCUUUGGCUUCUGUAUCAUUGAAUGAAGUCUAUCGCGCAUGUUUUGUAA